This is a messenger RNA of Chelmon rostratus (copperband butterflyfish), 1949 nucleotides long. RefSeq names its product translation machinery associated 16 homolog (gene tma16). NCBI's taxonomy places the organism in Eukaryota, Metazoa, Chordata, Actinopteri, Chaetodontiformes, Chaetodontidae. The record is from RefSeq and is a predicted model, not a curated record. The transcript has 7 exons. The coding region runs from base 105 to 701 and encodes 198 amino acids. Gene Ontology annotation, cellular component: nucleus.
UAAGUUUCUUCGCAACACAAUCGGACAAAAUUUGACGACGGAACCAUCCACUUCCGGUCUGGGUGUCAACACAGAAGGGAAGCGCGUGUCUUCAGCCUGGAAAAAUGCCGAAGGCUCAGAAAGGAAAAGCCGCGGAGAAGGUUGUUCAUCCGUACAGCAGGAAAGCUGCUUACCUCGCCCGAGAGGACAUCAGGCUGAAGAAGAAGGAAAGGCAGAAGACAGACAAAGCAAUACGUCUGAGUGGCAUCGGUGAGAAGCUGUUGUGGUUUCAGGGACAGUUGGAUCCAGAAAAGACCGUUUACACCCGGAAAGAUGCCUGUGACAUCAUUGAAAGGUACCUCCAAAGGUUUGAUUCUGAACUUGAGCAGAUUGAGCUGAUGAACGGGAUCAAAGGUCGACAGGGUCGUCUCCAUGGCGCCAGAGAAGCCGUCAUCAAACAGACCAUCGAGCGAGAGCGAGAACAAUAUGAGGGCAUCGGAUUUGAGAUCCCAGACAUCAUCAAUGGAAAGAAUCUGAAAACAUUCAGGGAGUGGACGGGUGAUCUGAAGAAGCUUCCAAAUAUUAAACUGCGGAAGGUGUCUAACAAAAGUUUGGACACAAAGAAUAAAGAAGAGGAGAAACAUGACGCAGAAGAUGAUGAUGAAGAUGAUUUGGAUGAUGAGCAGCUGGAUGACGUGGCGCUGAUGUCGGAUUCAAACUGAGGCUGGCUCAGUAUGGAAGCUCCAGUCGUCCAUUGGGGACAGCUGACUGUGGAAGUGAACAUCAGACUGGCCCACAGCAAAGACUUUUUAUAGAUGUGACGUGUGUUUGCGUGCUUGUGUGGGAAAGAUGCUGCUACUCCAUGACUGUCCAGAAGAUGGUGCCAAACUCUCAGGGGUGGAAAACUAAAAGUCUAUCAGUCUGUCCUCCCUUAAAGUAUUCUUGUUACUCAGUAACUUCACACCAGCUUGUGAGGGGUUCUACAUUCAUUGUUUAUUGCACAAACAAAUAUGCAUCGUAUGUAACCUGAAUAUUCCAUUUUAUCCAAUCAGAAAUAGAAAAAUGGUUUUGACAAAGAUGUUGAGUGCUCUCGUGUUUUGGAUAUAAGACACAGAGAAAAUUACAUUUUCUGUGACGUGACAGUGACGCUGGUAAAAAACCAAAUUAAACCUGUAGAAAAGUGGACAAGUGUAAACAACGGUCACCUUUUGUAGAUUGAGCGGUCAGUCACUCACACAGUGUGCCAAGUCCAAUGUGAGAACGUGAACGGACGACAACCAUGAAAGCUCUGGUUACAUCAUUGUAUAAAUAGCAGGACCUCGCAGAGCAGGACCACAUGAAGCUGCAAACUGUCCAAAAACAUCAAAAACAACUGGGAUACUUGAGAUUUUCUAUUUGAAGAAAUACUCCAAACUUUUCUAUGACAGUAAAUCAGCCUUUUCAAAACAUUACAUGACAUAAAGAUACAGUUUAGAUAAUUGUUUCUCUACAUAUCGUAUCUGACUCUUUGGUGUCUGAAGACCUGACUGUCCAGAAGGAGAGUUAAGGCCUCAGUAUGCUUCAAACAAAGCGCUUGUUGGAUUGUCUAACAGCAUGUGAAACCCGCCCACAUCCACUUCGGAUAACGGUUGGCCAGAUAUGCGGAGGUGUGAGAACAAGCAGGGUAUGAACUUCUUUCCUCCAGCUGUUCUUUUCCAUUCUUCACACUACUACCUCCAUCAUGUCUUUAGUGUACAACUGAAUGCAAAGCUAUAAAUGUCUAUGACCAGAGACUUUCCCAAAGUGUGCGUCAUUAUUUCAAUUUCACCACUACCACGUCUCUAUGGCACCACGAUGUUGUCCGAGGUUCAUUUGAAGCAUACUGAGAGCUUUAAUAGCGUCCACAGAGUGUUCACACCUUUGACUCGUGUCAGUGCAGUUUGAGAAAGUGCAUACAGGAAUAAAGCUCAACGUACCACGUAACUAAAGUC